Molecule: messenger RNA, 3840 nt
Organism: Oncorhynchus mykiss (rainbow trout)
Lineage: Eukaryota; Metazoa; Chordata; Actinopteri; Salmoniformes; Salmonidae
Gene: c1qtnf1
Product: C1q and TNF related 1
Molecular function (GO): protein binding
Source: RefSeq, a predicted model, not a curated record
UUCACCAUAUAGGGAAUAGGGCACCAUUUGGGACGCAACCUCUGUCUGAUUUACUACCACAGUGGUUCACAGAUAUUUUGUUCAAUGGUUAAUUGGUAGUAGUGUUCUGUCUGGCCUGUUGACUUCAAAAGCACAGCUCUACUUACUGAAUGUGUAUAUGUGUGUGUGUGUGUGUGGGUGGGUGCGUGUGUGCGUGUGUGUGUCUGUGCCACAUAUUUGUGUGUGCUGAUGUGGUUGUGUGUGAUGCUAUGUUUUCUAAAGUGGUUGCUUUAAAAGCUGACCGCAUGGCUUCGUUUUGGAAAACCAUUUCAACCACAUCGCAUCACAGGAAACAAAAUCAAACCCUGAAACAGUGACCCCCAGGUUAAAAGCGGCUGUGAUGCUAGCAAUUACCUUGUUACGGAGAGAGGAGAGUGUGUUUGUGUGUGCGUGCAUGCAUAUGUGUGUGUGUGUGUUGUAAUUCCAGACUUUAGAGGGAUACGAUCUCCUAAUUGGAUAAGAAAAACAAUCAAGCCCUACCAUUACACUGAAAGUCCUGAUCCAAAGAGUAACAUCACAUUCCUAUCAAGGAUAAGAGAGCAGUGACCCUUAACUUGACCUUUGGAUUCAGAUGACAGUGUGGGGUGGGCAUACGCCCUCUGCCCUGUGUGCGUGGGUGGUACUGCUCCUGUUGGUGGUCUCAGGUGAACCCUACCGGACCCCCUACGACCAGGAACAAGACCAGAACAGAGACAGGGACAGUGAGACAACAGACCUCAGGACAGACCCUAGGACAGACCCCAGGACAAACACCAGGGUCUACCACAGAGAUGUCAGUGAAGUGAGGGGUAAAGACUGUCGGCGGUGUUGUGACCCUGGAGAGCAGCCCCCUCCUCAUUAUUCCAACCCCCACUACCCACAACAGUACCCACAGUACCAAGCGGUGCCACAGAUCAACAUCACCAUCCUCAAAGGUGAGAAGGGGGACAGCGGCCAGCGAGGACCGUACGGUAAAUCCGGUAAGUCUGGCCAGUCCGGUCCCCGAGGGCCCAAUGGCAUCAGGGGCACCAAAGGGAGCAUAGGGACCCCGGGUGAACCCUGCAAGGCCCAGUACGCUGCUUUCUCCGUGGGCCGCAAGAAGGCCAUCCACUCCAACGACUACUACCAGACCUUAGUGUUCGACACUGAGCUCGUCAACCUCUACGGCCACUUCAACAUGUUCACCGGCAAGUUCUACUGCUACGUGCCAGGGAUCUACUACUUCAGCCUGAACGUGCACACGUGGAACCAGAAGGAGACGUAUGUGCACGUGAUGCAUAACGAGAGGGAGGUGGUGAUCCUGUACGCUCAGCCCAGUGACCGGAGUAUCAUGCAGAGCCAGAGCCUGAUGCUAGAGCUGGAGAGAGAGGACCAGGUGUGGGUCAGGCUGUUCAAAGGGGAGAGAGAGAACGCCAUCUUCAGCGAUGACUUUGAUACCUACGUCACUUUCAACGGACACCUCAUCAAGCCAAAGAGCGAGGGGUAGGAGGAGAGGGAUGGUUGCGUCUAUGUCCCAGGUGGCAUCCUUUUCCCCAUAUAGUGCACUACUUUUGAGCAGAGCCAUAUGGGCCCUGGUCAAAAGUAGUGUACUAUAUAGGGGAGAAUAGGGUGCAAUUUGAGAUGCAGACAGGGUUGUGGGCUUGUGCGAUAUUAUGGACAUGUGUGAAACGAGAUGGAGACACAAUCAGAAGAGUGAUUGGUUCACAGUUCAUAGUAGAAUAUCUCUUUAAUUUUCUUAUUGUGUCUUUUAAUAAAUGUAUUUUAUAUAACAUAAUCCAAAUAGCAAAAUAUAUAUUUUGAGAAGUAAACCAAACCAAGUCUUAAUCUAGCAAAAACAUGUUGCACACACAGUCCAAUAAAGAUUGAGGAUCUUUUGGAUGUUUUGUCAGGAACCAAACAAAAAGAAUUCAAGAUUGUCACUGUUGUGUUGUUGAGUUUAAAGUGCCUUGAGGGUGUGAAGAAGUGUCCUACAUCUGCAGCCAUCACAUAGCUGUACUGAUGUCCCUUUGGCCAGUAAACCUUAAAAAGUACUCCAUGUCCCCUGGCAGCACUAAGUGUACAUCCCAAAUGGCACCCUAUUCCCUAUAUUUUGCACUACUUUUGACCAGAACCCUAUGGAGCCUGAUGAAAAUUAGUGCACUAAAUAGGGAAUAGGGUGCCAUUUGGGAUGAAGACCAUUUUAUGAAUUAUGUAUUUUGUGUGAUGGAAAGUAUUAUAAUUCUUACCAAGUUUGCACUCAGAUAAACCAUAUGUUAGGUCAUAGCUUUCAAAUGCAGAUGUAGCGAUAAAUCAUAUUUUUGAGUUACACCAAGAUUGCUAUUAAAUUACACUGUAAACAUAUCCUAAAACAAGUAUUGAUAGGCCUUACCCAGGAAAAACUUCCAUAAAGGACCAAUUCACAGUGAACAGGAGAUGGAGCACUUUAUAUCUUGUUAUUCAGGCUUUAUUCCCUGACUGGAUGAACUACACAGGUAUACUUCAUAUAUCAUAAAACAUUUCAUACAACCUGGACUAGAUAAAGCAACAGGUGCUAGAAGUGAAUGAGACAAAGCAUGGCAUAGCUGUACAUUCAUUCACAUAGCUGCAUUCUGGUUGUUCAGUGACUGUGGACAUUCAAAACCUGGAAGCAAACCUCUUUCCAUUCAGAUAGAAAAGGUCACUCCAUUUCUGCAGUGUUGUCUGUCUGACAUUUGUAGACUGUAGUCAGCCCUGUCUGUGGAGUUAUUGUACUAGGGUGGGGUUGCCCUUUGAUUAUUUGAAUAAAAAACCCAGCGCCAAUAUUGACAACAUUGGUCCAGUGUGGAUGUAACCCAGUCUCCAUAAUACAACAAUAGACUCAGAUUUACUGAAGAUACAAUAUCGGUUUAGCAAAAAUGGAAAUGAUAAUCGCAUAGGGCAAAAUCAGUUACAUAUUCAAUAAUAAUACUACAUGGUGCUUUAACUGUUCAAUGGUGCUGUUUAGAUUUGAGCAACAAUCAAUAUGUAUAUUAUUGAGUUGUGCAAAGUAUUUGAUACAGUAUAUACUAUGUUUUUAUGUUAGACCUCAGUGGUGUAGAAAAUAUCUACCAAAAUAUGAAUAUCUUAAACAAAAUAUUUUUCCACAAGCCAGUAUUCACUUUCCAUGAAACCUUGAGUCAUUGAAAAUGUCCAGGGUGAUUUCAGAAAUAUUAUAUUUUUAUAUACGAGUUGACGUCCCUAGAGCUCACUGUUAACUGCCAAGGCCCUGUUCAAAACCAAACCCCCACACCCUAUCCCUGUGUCCUAGAUGGUCCUUGUUCCAAACCAAAACAAACCCUCACAACCUAUGUCCUAGUUGGGCCCCGUUCCAAACCAAACCCUUAUACCCAAUCAAUGGGUCCUAGUUCGGUCCUUGUGCAAACCAAACCCUCACACAUUUUUAACAUUUAUAUUUUAGUAGACGAUCUUAUCCAGAGCUACUUAAUGAGUGCAUGCAUUUUCAUACUGGUCCACCGUGGGAGUCAAACCCACAACGCUUUCAUGCUCUACCAACGAUCCAUGGGUCUUAGUUGACUGUCCCUCAUGGUUCUGAAGGGCCUCUUUUCAAACCAAACCAUCACAUGAAAAGAUGAUCUAGGGAGAAAGGCCAGAUAUUGAAUUUGGUCUGGAAUUAGAUCCCAGGAAAUACUUAGCCGAGACCAGAAUUGCCAGAAAAUGUUUUAGUGCCUGCAGACAUACAUGUUUUCUAUAGUAGACUGUUUGACUAAGGCUGUUCAGCCACUAUGCAUUGUUUUAAAGUAGUUUUGAUACAAUCAAGUUGAAUAUGUAUAUGGAUCAUAUUCAUUAAAAAUAAAAAUAAAUAAU